AUGGAUUUAACUCCAAGAAUUAUUUAUAAAAAUUACGUUUUCAGUGAUAACCCAAAUCACUACGGGAAUUCUGUUGCCCAACAACAACAACAACAACAACAACAACCUCAAUUUCCAAUUAAUGUAAGCUAUUUACCAUUUCCUAAUGUACCAAUAAUAGCCUACGGCAAUUCUCCAGCUGCAGGUCCAGCUAUGACACCAUCAUCAUCAUCAUCUUCGUCAACAACAACAACAAGUAAUAAUGCACCUGGUGUGUAUUCAAAUUAUUAUCAGCCAACAAUUUCUGCUGCGUCUUCUCCACCAUAUCAAUUUCAAGCUAAUAUUCUUCAAACGAAAUUUUAUGAUACUCAACAAAUUCAUAAUAAUAAUAAUAUUAAUUCAAAUAUUUCACGUGUAAGUUCUAACCCAAAUUUUAAGUUGCCACCAAUCUCCAGCAUUAUGGGGUCAAAUAAUAAUAACGCUAACAACAAUAAGAACGAAUUAGUUGCAGGUACUCCAACUAAUGAUAGAGUAGUGACUGGUCACACUCUAGAGAAUACUCGUAGUAGUUAUUCAUCAAGUAAUUCAUCUCCAAUAACACCAAGAAGUAACAUGAUGGUAAUGAUGGGCAAUCCUUUAAUGGUUCCUAAUAUGGUAACUCCAAUCUAUCAAGAUAUGUCAGGUACUACUACAGUUACUGCUGCUACAACGGUACCACCUUCAACAGGUUCUUUGACUCCUCCAGUUUUAGUUUCCCGUUCUCCUGUUUCCAGUAACAACAAUAAUGUGCCUUCAAAGAUUGACAGUGACGCUAUUAUAUCAACUACCACAACCAAAAUUGUUUCCAAAAUUAAUGAUUCGAAACCUGAAAGAAAAUCAAGAAGAAAGAAGUUUGUUUGUGAUGGUAUCGGUAAACAUCUAAGCCCCGAGAUUAGACAAAAGAAACAAUGCCCAGUUUGCGGGAAAAAAUGUUCUAGACCUUCCACAUUAAAGACUCACUAUUUGAUCCACACAGGUGAUAAUCCAUUUUGUUGUACCAGACCAGGCUGCACUAAAAGUUUUAACGUGAAGAGUAACUUACAGAGACACAUCAGAAGUCACGACAGAAAACUUUCAAAGACAAUGGUUCAACCUGCACAGAUUCCAAUGCAGCUACCACAUCAACCACUGUACUGA
Messenger RNA from Maudiozyma saulgeensis, 1155 nucleotides. The record is from the annotation of a GenBank genome assembly. Lineage: Eukaryota; Fungi; Ascomycota; Saccharomycetes; Saccharomycetales; Saccharomycetaceae.